UUCCCUUGCUCUUCUUUUGCGCCUCUUUGCACCACGUGACGAGUGAGUUUUCCGUCUUCCUCUUUUCUCACCUACGAGACUUCUACGCCAGCUACAACCACCGUAGUACCUUGCUGUACACAAUAUUUGCAACCUGUUCUGGCGGCCCUUGUCUCGUCACAGUUUCCCCCGCCGCGGCUGCAUCUGUGCAUAUUCUCUUCAUAUUAGCCUACACCCGGAGUCAGGUGGUACCCUCCCCCAAACCAAGGCACACGCGGCUGCGCUCUGCCCUGCCUUUCCCUUUGGCAGGCCGAGGCUGGACAGCGGACGAAAUUCACAUCUCCAAGUAUUGACUCCCCCGCCCACCUAGGCCUCUCUGCCUGUCCGUGUCCACCUUGCACGCAUCAACUCGUACCCGAACCGGGGUCCCAGCUCUCCUCCUCCUUUCGGUCCAGUCCCAGCCGGCUGCGCCUUCUGUUCUCUCCAAGCUGUCAGGCCUGGUCCCUCAUCCGUUGUCGCCCUCUCUCGCAUCUGAUCUGGCAUCUCGGACCGUCUGCUGACGCACCCGACUCGGGUGUGUGUCACCAAACAGGGAGUCUUCAGCUUGAUUCAGCCAGCUAGACGUGGCCGGGUUGGCUACCCUGUUGCUCAUAGCCACCCCGGGAGAUAUACGGCCGAAUUCACCGAGCUUUUUGCUAGGUGACUGCCCCCCACAUCCCCCCAACUAUCUUUCGGGCCUUGUGCUUGUGUCGCCUGUGUCUUCUUUGCCUUGUCCUCUCUUGUUUCUGUCACAGGAUCACCACCAUGACCACGGCCGCUAGGUCGGUGGCGGCGGUGACGGCAACUGAUGUUGAGUCUCUGGAUGUGGUCGAGACACCCACGUCACCUUCGUCGGGCCUGGCGCUCUCCCGGUUCGAAUUCGAGACAGGCAAGGGCAAUGAGGGCACCAAGGUGCUGAUGGUAGAGUGGGACGCCUCGUUCGGCGGGCGGGAACAACGACAGCAAGAAACCAGGCCGGAGGAGGCUGAGAAGGGGAUAGCUGAUGCUACAGACUGGGAAGUCUCGUGGGAAGGCAAGAAAUCGGCACUGGCCGUCCACGACAUCGUCGGGGAUGUCGGCGGUGGCGGCAGUGCCAACGGUGGCACAAGACGUAUUUAUUUUCUUUUGCCCACGGGCGCCGCCGUGCCUGCACUCGUCAGCAUCACACGCAAGGGUAGCUCAGGCGGACCAGUUCUGCGCACAAUGCCCAUGCCAGCCAUCUUCCCUGCUGAGCUCACCAGCAAGCAAGAGGCGGGCCUGCGAGGCGUGCUCCAUACGAUAUGGGCAAAGAAGCGGCUGGCAGAACUGCAGGCCGAGAUCGAAGUGGAAAUGAGGACGAAUGGCGAAAGUGUGGGGUUGGAGAUGGCAGUGCAAGAGCGGCAGUGGAUUGUCGACCACUUCGGACUCGGCCCGGAUCACGGCGUGCCCAAGCCAACCAGACUACAUAUACCACAAACGGCGGCCGGUCCAGCGAGCCCGAGGAGCCCAAUAGGGGGGAAACUAGGCGAAAAGCUGCGAGGCUUGAAGCUUGCUACGAGCCCUGCAGAACUGGCUGCUGCAAGCCAAGCCUCUAAGGAUACACAGCAUCGCCUUCACUCUUCCCUCGCUACGGCUUCAGAUGGGACGGGCCCGGCAGGGCGCAGCAUCGCCAUGGGCUCAGCAGGUGCUGGUGUUGCUUCGUUGGAUGCCGUCCUUGGAAACAACCUACCCCAAUCGUCUUCGGCAGUGGGAAAGGCAGGGACAGAGGAUGCUACCGAGGAAGAUCUAUUUGCGCUGCCAAUGAGCCCCCGAAGUCCAGAGAUGAAGAGGAGUCCAUUUAGCAUCUUAUGAACAGGGGAAGGUCACAGAGAGUCAUGUUGUAUGAUGAUAAUUAUCUAGAAGUGGAUUAGACAUUGGGGGUUUUCAGGGCUUGGGGAAGUGCAUGGCACAAACGGUGAUGUGUUGGGAGUGUUUUUGUAGUUGUAUUUGAGAUAGGUUACCCUCACGGAACACACCGGGAACGAGAAUACUACUGCUGUUGAUAGAGGGGGCAAGCAAAUGACGAG
Molecule: messenger RNA, 2063 nt
Organism: Podospora pseudocomata
Lineage: Eukaryota; Fungi; Ascomycota; Sordariomycetes; Sordariales; Podosporaceae
Exons: 2
Coding region: 784-1848 (354 amino acids)
Source: RefSeq, a predicted model, not a curated record